CCUUAUGUACGGUGUGACCGAGUCGGAGAAGUUUCACGCGCUGCCGCCGAUCGCAUUGCUGCACGGCAUGCUGGACGAUCAGAGAGACGAAGUGUUAAGGGAACACGCGAAGGCAACGCACGAGCUCGACCCGGAACUAAUUCUCUCGAAGAUUCUCGAACAAUACGGCGACUUCUCCGCCGGAUAUACAGGCGAGUACAUCUUGAAGAAUCGCGAUCUCGUGCUAGACGCGCUAUCCGACGCCGGUACCGUAGCUCCAUUAAUAUUGACGGCGGAUCUGCAUUCAAGGGCGAAUCCCAAGAGCUACAUGUACGUCUUCUCGCAUCCGAAAGCCACGCAGGAUUACUCGGGCGUAAGUACGUUUUUCCUCGACUCCAACCCGUCUGAAAUAAUGAUGAAAAUACUCGGUAGCUACAGAAUUUUGGCUCGUUUGCCUGAUUUUAAGUAACAUAACGUUUACAUUCCAUGGCAAGCUUUUUUUUUUCCCCUAUCCUAUUAGGUAAAUUUUUUUACGAACGAAUUCAUUCUUCGUAA
Molecule: messenger RNA, 534 nt
Organism: Ceratina calcarata
Lineage: Eukaryota; Metazoa; Arthropoda; Insecta; Hymenoptera; Apidae
Exons: 2
Coding region: 5-448 (147 amino acids)
Source: RefSeq, a predicted model, not a curated record